Ceratosolen solmsi marchali is the source of this 3082-nucleotide messenger RNA. RefSeq names its product probable RNA methyltransferase bin3. Lineage: Eukaryota; Metazoa; Arthropoda; Insecta; Hymenoptera; Agaonidae. The record is from RefSeq and is a predicted model, not a curated record. Bases 371 to 2527 code for a protein of 718 amino acids. Gene Ontology annotation, molecular function: snRNA binding; O-methyltransferase activity; RNA methyltransferase activity. Gene Ontology annotation, biological process: snRNA modification. The transcript has 5 exons.
GCGCAGAGGCGCGUAUUUCAAAUCGCCUCGUCGAUUUAGGCUUUCCAAGCUUUUAAGAAGCUCCGGCCAAUUCCCAAUUCCAUUGCCCUUCGAUCCUUCUCAAUCUCCAUUUCCUUCAGCCGCUUUAAUUCCAAAUUGCUUUACAUCUCCUCGGAAUUCAUUGAAUUUUCGUCCCCGUCCCCCUUCCUUUAUUUCCCCUCCUACAUUACGCUCUUUAUGUGCAUUAGUGUGCGCGCGUAGCUUCAUUGGUAUGUGUAUCAGUUUUGCGAGAUAGACGUUUUAAAUCGUUUCGAUAAAGUGAUUCGCGAGUUUAAUUCGAGGCUCUAUUUAUGAUUGUCAUAAUAAACGACUGUGCCUUUGCAUAUGCGAGAUGUCCUCAACGACGGUAGAACGCCCUACAAAAAUAGGAGUCACUAAUAAAAAAGAAAAUGUAAAUAACACCAAGGCAAAAAGAAUUUCCAACGCUAUACAUAAGAAACACAAACACGAAGAGAAUCGCCAUUUCAAAUUCGGACGUAAACGAUUACAGAGCUUCACUAGUAAUGGAAAGUUUUUUCCACCUUAUAAGCGUAGAAAGAAAGAGGGUGGAAUUAUCCCUCCUACAAAGUUUCUGCUCGGCGGCAAUAUAUGUGAUCCAUUAAAUUUAAAUAGUAUGCAGGAUGAGGAGGUGAAUAGGGCUAUGAACGCAGUUACACCAAAGUCAAGCCCAUUGCCAACUCCAAAGCAUAGGAAAGAAGCCAUUGAAGUUAUUAUUCCACCUAAUAUAUGCGAUCCAUUGAAUCUCAUUAAUUGCAACGACGACGAUGAGUAUGAAAAGCAACUUAUAUCACCGGUUAAAAAAAAUAACAAAAAGCGCAACAGGAAGAGGAAAAAAGCAUCUAGUCCUGGAAAAGACGAUAUAAGCGAAGCUACAGAAAUUAAGGAUUCUAUACCAAUAGAGGAAGCGAAAGUCGAGGAAAGUAUUGUAAAUAAAAUUUUAAUAGAGCCGCAGAAACCGUCGUCUCCAUUAAAGUCACCGCCGCAGGAGCCCCAGCAAUCAAAAGUAGAUCUUCAAGCGAAGGAUAAAGUUAAAUUACGACUCAAAGGCCUAGAAGAACCAAAAGAUAAAAGAUUAAGGAAACUAGAUGUAAAAGAUAAGAUCGUUAGUCCUGUUAUUCCUCAACCUGGUGCAUGGAAGCCAAGAUUGCAGCAUCGGCCAAAUCAAGAUAAAAAGAAAAAAGCCCAAUUACCGAAUUUCAAUAGUAAAAAUGUAAGAUAUCAGUUUGGAAAUUACAAUAGAUAUUAUGGAUACAGAAAUUUGCAUCAUAAUGUGGAUCCGAGGUUAACCGUGUUUGCUCAGAGAAAAGAACUCUUCUUUGGAAAAGACAUUUUAGAUAUCGGUUGUAAUAUAGGCCACAUUACACUUUCCAUUGCAAGAGAUUUUACAGCUCGUAGUGUAACUGGGAUCGAUAUCGAUAAAAAAUUGAUAAAUGUCGCAAGAAAGAACGUUAAGCAUUAUGUGAAUUGUGUUCAAUCUCCAGUCAGUACCGAAGAUGGAGAUCAUAGAGAAUAUGAUACUAAUUACUUUCCUAUAUCUAUGCUUAUUAAUUAUGGACCUGUAGAUAUACCUGGUUUUACAAAACAUAAUGAUCAUAAAGGUUUUCCGUAUAAUGUUACAUUCGUUCAGGGAAAUUACGUAUUAGAAGAUGACGCCCUUCUAUCGUCGGAGCAGCCUCAAUUUGAUAUAAUUUUGUGCUUGUCGAUCACAAAGUGGAUUCAUUUGAAUUUUGGCGAUGCUGGACUAAAGCAAAGUUUUAAAAGAAUGCAUGCGCAGCUCAGACCUGGUGGAGUUUUAAUACUGGAGCCCCAAAAUUGGAGUAGUUACUCAAAAAAAAAAUCAUUGACUGAGAAAAUCUACAAGAACUACCAAAGCAUUGAAUUCUUACCGCAUAAGUUCACGCAGUACCUUCUCUCGUCGGAGGUGGGCUUUUGCAAGUGCGAGGUUGUCUCGGUGCCGCCCCACCCGUCAAAGGGCUUCCAGAGACCGAUCUAUUUGUAUACGAAGGCUGACGUCGCGAGCCCGGCACCGGCCACUGCCGUAACACCCCGGACGACGGCGGCGAGCGUCGAGGGCACCCCGACCGAGGAUGUCACGCCUAUGGAGACGGUCUCGGUGUCGCGCAACGAGCGCAGGCAUAGUCGCGAGCAGCAGGAGUACGACCGUAGGGAGUACGAGAGGGAGCUUUUCCCGAUGAAGUUGCUCAAGGAGCCGUGGGAAGGGGGAAAUCAGUCGAGCACGAGCCAACGGAGCGGCGAGUCUCUGAGUCAGUACGAGCAUCUCGAGAACGUGUAUGCCCCAAGUGCAACCCCGUGUUACGACACACCGGUGCAUAACGUGGAGGCUGCCCCGGAUCCCGAAGAUAUGUGUUAUCUCGACGUGAAGAUCGAGCACGAUCAGUGCCCUGAUAGGAGCAGCGACGAGGAGAGGAAGCCACCGAGCGACGGUCGUCAGCAGAGGCCCGAGGGUACGCGGGACGGAAACACGUGAGCCGGCGAGCGUCGAAUACCAGAGCGACUGAUGGGGGCAAGCGGCUCUGGGGUCUCGUCUCCCCCUCGCCCGCACUAUCACGCUCCAGCCCAAUCCAGCCCACUCCAGUCCACCCCACCAGCCGCGAAAACGAACUUUUGCCGAGUUUCGUGGCUCGGGGUCGUUUUAUUUUAUUAAGAUUGUUACUCGUAAGUAAAGAACGAAAAUGAAAGAAAAGUGAAGGGAAAUAUAGAGGAGGAGAAGAGGAUGACGAAGAUGAGAAGGAGGAUAUAAUGAAGAAGAGUCAAUAAUAAUAUGAGAUGCAGGAGCAGCGGUUAAGGUGCGGAGACAUUUGUGAGUGGGGGAGACCUUUGUGAAUAAAUCUCGCUGUACAUGCGGUUAUUAGUGGACGCGGUGUCACGUCUCGGAAAUGGCUGUGGCCCCGCGGUGCUACUUUUUUUUUCACGUUCGAUAAGAUAGGAAAAACGGAGCGGGAAGUCAAUUUGGUAAAGAAGCAUCUGGUUGGACUGUAAAACACCUAUUAAUAAAAUGAAGAAAGCGAUUGUUCUAAUAAUA